Diorhabda carinulata is the source of this 778-nucleotide messenger RNA. RefSeq names its product deoxyuridine 5'-triphosphate nucleotidohydrolase. Gene Ontology annotation, biological process: dUMP biosynthetic process; dUTP catabolic process. Bases 234 to 683 code for a protein of 149 amino acids. The transcript has 3 exons. Lineage: Eukaryota; Metazoa; Arthropoda; Insecta; Coleoptera; Chrysomelidae. Gene Ontology annotation, molecular function: dUTP diphosphatase activity; magnesium ion binding. The record is from RefSeq and is a predicted model, not a curated record.
UUAAAAUAGUAACCUAUAGAAAAUUAAGUAUUUAACUUGAUUGUGAAAUAAUAAUUGAAAUAAUAAUAAAAAUAAAUCAAUAAAAAAAUCGAGUCUGUCGUAUCGUUAUGAAUAUUAAGACAUCCCGCCAAAUUUUUGGCGGUCUUUUUACCUCUCAAAUGUCUAUUCAGCGUGGUUAUAUCAUUUGUUAGCGCCCUUUUGUGUAGUGAGGUAGUGUUAAAAUAAUUUUAAUCAUGCCUAUAGCAAACGGUAAUAAAAUUUCUUUAAAAUACACUAAAGUAGUUGAAGAAGCUUAUCCACCAACUAAAGGGUCUAUAAAAGCCGCUGGCUAUGAUCUUAAAAGUGCUUACGACGUCGUUGUACCAGCCAGGGGCAAAGCCCUAGUAGACACUGGUUUAAAAAUCGAAUUACCUGAAGGUUGUUAUGGAAGAAUUGCUCCGAGAUCGGGGUUAGCUGUUAAGAAUUUCAUAGAUGUCGGGGCUGGAGUUGUAGAUGAAGAUUACCGAGGUGUUUUGAAAGUUGUUUUAUUUAAUCAUUCAGAUAAAGAGUUCGAAGUUAAGAGUGGCGAUCGUAUUGCUCAGUUGAUUUGCGAGAGGAUCUUCUACCCCGAGUUAAAGGAAGUUAAGGAAUUAACUGACACCGAACGUGGGGAAGGUGGUUUUGGUUCAACAGGAACACAGUAAAUUCAUAUAAUGUCGAUAUUUUUAAGUAUUUGUUUUAAUUAUGACUGGCUAGUGAUGUUAGCAAAUAAAUGUAGAAAUAAAUUUCCUUUUCCAAA